Molecule: messenger RNA, 1429 nt
Organism: Leptomonas pyrrhocoris
Lineage: Eukaryota; Euglenozoa; Kinetoplastea; Trypanosomatida; Trypanosomatidae
Product: putative protein kinase
Exons: 1
Coding region: 140-1429 (429 amino acids)
Biological process (GO): protein phosphorylation
Molecular function (GO): protein kinase activity; ATP binding
Source: RefSeq, a predicted model, not a curated record
GUAAGUUGCUAAAAGCAAAAGUCCUUGAGUACCGAAAAAGUGCCGUUAUUCCGCUGAACUUUCACCUGUUGCUCGGCUUUAUACAAACAAGCAUAUAUAUAUAUAUAUUUAUACACAUACUCUCUGCGGCAAUAGACAGAUGAGCGGAUUCUCGUCGAUUCUCGGUGCCCCAGGAGCGACGGGAGACUUCAAGUACAUGAGGAAGAAGCUGAUCGGGACAGGGUCCUACGGUGAGGCAUGGUUGGUGGAGCGCGUCAGCGACAAGGCCAUAUUCGUGGCAAAGUCGAUGGACCUCGGCAAGAUGUCCACUCGCGAUCGCACCUACGCGUACAGUGAGAUCAAGUGCCUUGCAAGCUGCCACCACCCAAACAUCAUCAAGUACAUUGAAGACAAGGAGGAAGACGAGCACCUGCUUAUUGUAAUGGAAUUUGCCGAUUCCGGUGAUCUUGACCGACAGAUCAAGGCUCGUGGUUCAGAGUUCAAGUACUUUCAGGAGCACGAGGCGCUCUUUCUCUUUCUGCAGCUUUGCCUCGCCCUAGAUCACAUACACAGCCACAAGAUGUUGCACCGAGACAUCAAAGGUGCAAACGUGCUUCUGACCUCUACCGGUCUCAUUAAAAUUGGUGACUUCGGCUUCAGCCACCAGUACGAUGAUACAGUUUCGGGUGUGGUCGCAAACACCUUCCUUGGAACUCCUUAUUACCUCGCACCAGAGCUGUGGAACAACCAACGCUACAGUAAAAAGGCUGACGUGUGGUCCCUGGGUGUGCUGUUGUACGAGAUUAUGGCUCUGAAACGUCCGUUCACCUCCACAAACAUGAAAGGGCUCAUGGCAAAGGUUUUGAGUGGCGACUAUGAGCCGCUUCCUGAAGUGUACUCAGCAGACUUUAGGGAUGUCGUCCGCAAGAUCCUUGUCUGCGACGCUGAGAAGCGUCCCAGCGUCCGUGACAUCUUCCGCAUUCCCUAUGUCCGCGAAGGUCUGAAGGUGUUUAUGCACACGGUGAAGAAGAACUCACGCAUCGUCGACGAAGUCAAGGAGGCGCUGCUGACACACGUGACGGAGAUUCUUUCCAGUGAGGUGGAGGAAGAGCCGAAGAGCACUCCUGUGGGACAGAUCAACAAGGAUGUCUCUUUUUCCGGUUACCUCAACAAACUCAAGGGCGGCGAUAACCACUCGUGGAAGAAGCGCUACCUGCAGGUGCAAAAGGGACACUUUAUCAUGUCAGACAAGGAGUCGGACACAGAGGGAAAGGCGCUCAGUCUGGAGCACAUUCAAAGCGUGUGCCCGGUUCCGGAGAGUACCGCGAAGAAAGAGUACGUGUUUGCGCUUCACACAACGAGUGGAAAGUCGAUGUGGUUUGAGGCAGAGUCGCAGGAAAAUAUGGAAGAGUGGAUUCAUGCAAUUCAGCGUGGUCUUGGCGUUGCGUAA